Messenger RNA from Arachis stenosperma, 947 nucleotides. RefSeq names its product meiotically up-regulated gene 184 protein. The record is from RefSeq and is a predicted model, not a curated record. The transcript is spliced from 4 exons. The coding region runs from base 79 to 885 and encodes 268 amino acids. Lineage: Eukaryota; Viridiplantae; Streptophyta; Magnoliopsida; Fabales; Fabaceae.
CCCCUCUUCUCCUCUCUCUCUUUUUAACGUUUUGUCCUUCACUUUCGCAUUCCAAAAACAUAUCAUAUCACCUCUUCAAUGGGGAUAAUGGGACAAGAUUCAGAUUCCAAGACCCAGUUGGUCUUACAGAUUUGCUCCAUUGCCACCCGUUCUGUGGUGUGUGCUCAUAGGUUUCUCUCAAACUCACCCAACCCAUCAUCUUUCAUUGACUGGUAUUGCAUUCUUGGAGUGGAAGAAAAUGCAGGGAUAAAUACCAUUCGCAAGAGAUACCAUAAACUGGCUCUGCAACUUCAUCCAGAUAAGAAUCAACACCCCAAGGCUGAAAUUGCCUUCAAGCUUGUUUCUGAGGCCUAUACAUGUUUAUCCAAUGCUGCAAAGAGAAGAGCAUUUGACUUGGAGAGACUCAAGAGCUUAUGCUUUGAAUGCAAAAGAAUCCCCAACACAUCCAGCAAUGCCGGUGGUUCGGGUUUCAAGGCAUGGAAUAUUAUCAACAUCUCAAGGUCUUUCAAGCUCUGGAGAAACAUAAGGGACAUGAGAGAGAGAUUCAAGGAGGAGGCAAAGGUGAUUGAGAACUGUCUGCGAGCGAAUUCCAUGUCAAGGAAAGAAUCUCCUCCCUAUAAUCCGGUUGGAUACCUACAAAGAAGCAAGUCCCUGCACAGAUUUGAUAGAGAAACCCCUGUUUUCAAUCCCUCAGAUUACUUGUACCAAGGCUACCCUCAUCUGAGGAGCAAUGUUUACAAGAAUUCUUCCACAUAUUGGUACCUGCAGACAGAGAGUAUGCUGCAUAAUGCAAGGGAAGGAGCACAGCAUGGCUCCCCUAUUUUUGAGGUCAAAUCUAGGAGUAUGUUCACAAGCAAAUUUGCUCAAGUCCCAUCGCAAUGUUAGCUCCAUUUUUUGUAUUCUAACAUUCAAUCAAUGCAAUGUGAUAGCCACAUUCUUCGCUACUU